Messenger RNA from Parasteatoda tepidariorum (common house spider), 3400 nucleotides. RefSeq names its product sterol carrier protein 2. Gene Ontology annotation, molecular function: acyltransferase activity, transferring groups other than amino-acyl groups. NCBI's taxonomy places the organism in Eukaryota, Metazoa, Arthropoda, Arachnida, Araneae, Theridiidae. The record is from RefSeq and is a predicted model, not a curated record.
AAUCCUCAAAAUGGUAUCUGAUUCAAAACAAAGAUGAUUCAAUGGUACAUGAUUGAAAGGCUAGUCAUGAUAUGUUUAACUUUAAUCUAAGAAAUAAAAUAAAAAUUUUCAAGUUCUCAAUUUACAUUUAGUGUUGGAAUAGUCGCCUUUCAUUCUGUUUGCUCGUUACGAACACAACCUAUCACUUAACGCCUUUAUUUUGUUGAUUAAAGUAGUUGUUGCUACACUACUCAGGAAGGGGUGUUUACAUAUUUAUCCUAAUAGAAGAAGUCAUGGCUCCCAAUCAAAGAAAAGUAUAUGUAGUUGGUGUGGGAAUGACAAAGUUCACUAAGCCUGGCUCUACUGGAAAUGACUACCCAGAUUUUGCCAAGGAAGCAGUUACAAAAGCCUUGCAAGAUGCUAAAAUAGCAUAUGAUGCUGUGCAGCAAGCCUGUGUCGGUUAUGUUUAUGGGGAUUCAACUUGCGGACAAAGAGCCUUGUAUGAGGUUGGAAUGUCAGGUAUACCAAUUAUAAAUGUGAAUAAUAAUUGUUCUACAGGAUCUACUGCUUUGUUUAUUGCCAAAGAAUUAGUUGAAGGUGGUAUUUGUGAUUGUGCCCUUGCUCUUGGUUUUGAAAAAAUGGCAAAAGGCUCUUUAACAUCAAAAUUUGAUGAUCGGACUAACCCAAUGGAUAAACAUGUCUUGGUUUUAUCUAAUCGCCAUGGAUUUGCAGCUGCGCCAGUCGCAGCUCAGUUUUUUGGUAGUGCUGGUCGGGAACACAUGGAAAAGUAUGGUACUAAACCUGAACAUUUCGCUAAAAUUGCCUACAAAAACCAUAAGCAUUCAGUAAACAAUCCAUAUUCUCAAUUCCGUGAUGAAUAUUCUUUGGAACAAAUAAUGAACUCUCCUGUUGUUUAUGAGCCACUAACAAAAUUACAGUGCUGUCCAACGUCUGAUGGUGCAGCUGCUGCUAUUCUUGCAAGUGAAGAUUUUGUGAAAACUCAUGGAUUAGAAAGUCAAGCUGUUGAAAUUUUGGGAAUGGAAAUGACAACAGAUGUUCCAAGUGCUUUUGAAGAGAACAGUAGCAUAAAAAUGAUUGGAUUCGACAUGACCAAAAAUGCUGCCGAUAGACUGUUUAAAAAAACGGGAGUAAAGCCGACAGAUGUUGACGUAGUGGAAUUACACGAUUGCUUUGCUACAAAUGAGCUCAUUACUUAUGAAGCCCUGGGCUUAUGUGAAGUGGGUAGAGGUGGUGAGUUGGUUGAUACUGGCAAUAACACAUAUGGUGGAAAAUAUGUUGUUAAUCCUAGUGGUGGAUUGAUUUCAAAAGGUCAUCCUUUGGGAGCUACUGGUUUAGCACAGUGUUCGGAAUUAUGUUGGCAGUUACGAAAUCAAGCUGGGAAUAGGCAGGUGCCCAAUGCGAAAUUGGCAUUGCAGCAUAAUAUUGGACUGGGUGGGGCAGUUGUUGUUACUUUAUACAGAUUGGGUUUUCCUAGUUCAAGUGAUUCUGAUAUUGUUCCUCCUAAAGAAAUCUUCAAACUAAAAUCUGCUAAGUUUUUUGAGAGAAGUAUCCCAUUGAUAAAAACAGCUGAAGGCAUGGUUGAUAAAAGAUUGAAAGCAUCUGCUAAAAUCAGAGUUAAUGAUGAUAAUUCUGAUUACGUUGCAGAAGGAUGCAUAGGCGUUGAUAAGGGUAAGAUCUUUGUGUCUUUCGAUCCGAACACUAAAACAGAUCUCGUUAUAACGAUCGGAGAUGGAGCUUUAUUUGAUAUUUUAAAUAAGAAGUCUACUUUUGAAAAGGCAUUUUUUGCUGGGAAAUUAAAAAUUAAAGGAAAUAUGGGACUAAUCACCAGAUUCAUGUCAUUGAAAAAUGUUUUGUUGUCUAAGCUGUAAAUGAAAUUAAUUAUGACUUAACUGUCUAAAAGUAAAUGUAUUAAUACAUAGGACAAAAAUUAUUUCAGUAUAUAACAGUUAUUUUUCAGUUAGUGCCAUUCUAAGUUAAAUUUUUGUUUUGGACUGCCGUAAGUUCUUAACUGUCUAAAAGUAAAUGUAUUAAUACAUAUGACAAAAAUUAUUUCAGUAUAUAACAGUUAUUUUUCAGUUAGUGCCAUUUUAAGUUAAAUUUUUGUUUUGGACUGUCAUAAGUUCGUUAAAUCUUUACAACUGUUUUUUUCUUCCCUCAUCUAGUCUUGCAUUAAAAUCUCUUAAUGUAUUGUUGUAAUAUAGGAUCAUCAUUGCAAAAUUCAAAGCUAAAUUUUAUGGCUUUUGUUUUUCAUAAUCAAAAACCAGAUUGAUCUUUAUAAGAAAAUAAUUUAAUGCUUGUCAGUCUUGAUAGUUUAUUUAUUUAUGCAGAUUUUUUUAAACAUAAUAUUUGUGUGAUUUAUGAAGUGAUUUUCUAAUUUGUUAAAGUAGCUGUUACAAAAAAUACCAAAGAACUCUUUGUUUAUACUUUUGUUUUAUUAUUUUUUUCUUGCUACGUCAUUUAAAUGUUUGUGGAUGAAUAAUUAUAAAAUACAUUUUAAAACAUUCUAGAUAAAAAGUUUAUUGAAUCGAUUACAUUUUUAAUUCAGUAAAAUCAUUCUAACCAUAGCUACUUUAAUUUUUAUGGGAGAUAUAUUGAAACCAAAUUUGAGAAAAAGAAAUUUUUAGAAAUUAAAUGAUAGUUAGCUCCAUAAUGAAAAUAUAUUAAAAUGUGAUUUAGAAUUAUAUAUUUUUUCAGUUAUAAAAUAUUUUAUUGUUGUAUAUUGUCACUAGUCUUUUUUUAUGCCAAAGACUUUUUUUCUUGUUUUCAUUAGUAGUUUAAUUUGUUAAGGCUGUGAGAUAUAAUUUUAAAGUUUAUUUACCGAUAGUUAACUUUUUUUGGAGCUUUAUGAAGUCAGUAAGUCAUAGUUCUGAAAUAAAAUUAAAAUAUCUUUAUUUUAAUAUAAUUUUCUUCUGGAUUAGAUAUGUUUUUAUUUUGAUGUAUGUACCUUUUCUUUAAAAAUCUUUUCCAUUGUGAAUGGCAAAAUAUCACAUUUUUAUAUUUGUCUUGUUUCUUUCUGUUCCUCGUUUCUGAAACAUUAUUUCGUUUCUUAAAGAUUUAGUUAUUUUCUUCAUAUGCUUAUAUCUAUUUUAUGUAUUUUAGUGUGUCUUGCUCUGAAUAAAAAAAAUAUUUAUAACCCUGUUUUUAUAUUCGUCAUACUUCUUUCUGUUCCUCAUUUCAAAAACGUUAUUUAGUUUCUAAAAAUAAAAAAAAAUAAAAAAUUCGUAUUUAGUAUCUAUUUUGAGUAUCCUAGUGUGUCUUGCUCCGAAUGAAAAAAUAUUUAUAACUGUAGGAUUUUUAAUUACUGACAUUUAACUGGAAAUUUGCUUAUAAUUUAUGAUGGUCUUAUUAUUUAGGAUCAUAAGGUAAUAUAUAGCAAAAUAAAUUAAUUUGUAUGCCAAAA